Molecule: messenger RNA, 1628 nt
Organism: Opisthocomus hoazin
Lineage: Eukaryota; Metazoa; Chordata; Aves; Opisthocomiformes; Opisthocomidae
Gene: SPNS3
Product: SPNS lysolipid transporter 3, sphingosine-1-phosphate (putative)
Biological process (GO): transmembrane transport
Cellular component (GO): membrane
Molecular function (GO): transmembrane transporter activity
Source: RefSeq, a predicted model, not a curated record
AUGCAAAACCCCAGUGCACAUGAAAGCACAGGCUUGCAGUCCCAGCCGCCUCCCGAGGAGCAGAGUUACGGAGCUACUGCGGCACAUGUGAGACAAGGUCCAUUUGUGUCUGGCUCAAGGAAUGAUCCAGCAAAGAGAGCUUACCUGACAGCUGCUGUGCUGUGCUAUGCCAAUUUGAUAAAUUUCAUGGAUUGGUUCAUUGUACCAGGGAUCCUGUUAGAUAUACAGAAAUACUUCAAGCUUAGUGAUGAGGAUACAGGUCUACUGCAAACAGUCUUCAUCUUGUGUUACAUGCUGGCUGCCCCCGUCUUUGGAUACCUCGGUGACCGGUACAAUAGGAAAAUCAUCCUUGGAGCUGGUAUUUUCUUCUGGUCUGGUGUAACAUUAGGCAGUUCAUUCAUCAGUGAAUGGUAUUACUGGAUAUUCAUUCUUUCACGAGGACUAGUUGGCAUUGGCACUGCCAGUUAUUCCACAAUAGCACCUACCAUCAUUGCAGACCUGUUUGAGGAAGGAAAAAGGACCACAAUGUUAUCUGUCUUCUAUAUCUUCAUUCCAGUGGGAAGUGGUCUUGGUUACGUCCUAGCAGCCAGCAUGGCAGAUGUCACGGGUGACUGGCACUGGGCUUUCAGGGUCACUCCUUGCAUGGGAGGUCUAGCACUGGUUCUACUGAUUCUACUGGUUCCUCACAGGACCCAGAGAAGGACAGCAGCCCACAGAGCACUGAGCAUCUCCGGUACAAUACGAGUAGCAGCCGAGAAACCGGGCGUACAGAGAACGGCCAAGACUACUUGGUAUCAGGAUGUCAUAUCGCUUGCCAAGAAUUGGAGUUUUGUCUGGUCCUCGCUGGGUCUGACUGCCAUGGCCUUCGUUACUGGAGCCCUGGGAAUGUGGGUACCGCUGUUCCUUUACAGGGCUCAGGUUGUCCAGGGCAUUGUGCCACCAUGCCUCCAAGAAUCGUGCAAUUCAUCUAACAGCCUAAUAUUUGGAGGCAUCACCAUUGGGACGGGAAUCUUGGGUGUCAUUGCUGGGGCAGAAGCUGCAAGAAGAUUAAGAAAGAUAAACAACAAAGCUGAUCCUCUGGUCUGUGCCACAAGCAUGUUCAUUUCUGCUCUGUGCCUCUACGUAGCUCUGAUGGUGGCCCAGACGAACAUCCUUUCCACUUUUGUUUUUAUUGCAUUUGGAGAACUGUUUUUGUCUGUAAACUGGGCUGUUGUGACAGACAUACUGUUGUAUGUUGUGACACCGAGACGGCAGUCUACAGCUAUUGCCCUGCAGAUUUUGGUCAGCCAUUUGCUGGGAGAUGCAGGCAGCCCAUAUCUCAUUGGGACUAUCGCCCAUGCUAUCCAGGCCAAGAACGCUCACUCAUUGCAGUGGAGUUUCUGGAGCAUGCAGUACAGCUUCAUCCUGUGUGCUUUUGUUGGCGUCUUUGGAGGAGGUUUUUUCCUCCUGACAUCUUUCUACAUUGAGGAAGAUCGUAAGGAAGCAGAGCGGGUUUGAGGUUUCUGUAUGUCUUUGUAACUUUUAAACCUGUAUCUGAUGGCUUUCCAUUUGUACACCAGCAAUGAUACUGGCUCUGUAAAGUUAAAACACUAAUGUCUGCAUUAUGUCAAUACCACAUUAGUUUUUAU